AUGGCUGACUACCAACCGCGCCCGGCUUCUGGCAUUGCGCUGAGCCCCGGCGCCGGUCAGAGGAACCCCGUACAGCAGCCUUUGAGCUGCACCCAUUGCCGGCAGCGAAAGAUCAAAUGCGACAAAAAGUACCCAUGCUUGCCAUGUUCUCGCUCCAACCUCGAUUGCGUCUUUCCCGAACGUGCGAGGCACCCGAAGAAGAAGUCGGCGAGCUCCAAAGCGACCAACGACGAGCUCAUGCGCAGGCUGGGUAGAAUGGAAGAGUUGAUUGAGAAGAUGAAAGUCGAGGGGAAGGAUGUCAAUGGGAAGAAGCUUGUGGAAGAAGCAUCACCGAGCCCAGAAACCAGUCGUUCCAGGCAUACAUCGGAAGCUCGAUCGCCUGGCAGCAAUGGUCCAGAUCCCGCUGAAGAUGGGAUGAGCAGAUACAUAGGCACUCAUUUCUGGCGGUCAUUGAGCAGUGAGGUCCAAGGCCUCAAGGAGACCAUGGACGAUGACUCCGACGAAGAGCAAGAUUCUCAGCUUUCUGGCCAAUCACCAGCAGAGACAAGCAUUUCUCAAUCAUCCGUACUCUUCGGAUCUAGCCCUCUUCGUCAAAGAGAGCUGCGUCUACUACACCCUUCCUCCGCCCAGAUAAUUGCUCUAUUCCACUACUACCAAAAGAAUGUGGAUCCAAUGGUCAAGAUACUACAUACCCCAAGCUUGCGGAAGCUGGUGAUGAGUGCUUCGACCAACAAAGACGCCAUACCAUCUGGAAACUACGUUGAGGCAUUGCUGUUUGCCAUGUACUAUGCCGCAAUCACUUCUUUGACCCAAGAAGAGUGUUUGCAGAACUUCCAUGAUGGAAGGAACUCCUUGCUGGCCCGGUAUAGAUCUGGCACAGAGUCGGCGCUAUCGAACGCCGACCUGCUGAGUACCCAAGAGAUAGGCACACUUCAAGCCCUGGUCAUAUUCCUUACCACGGUUCGGACAAAUGAUGAUACGAUGUUUGCUUGGACUCUUUUCAGUGUUGCCGUCAGGCUGGCCCACUCUCUGACCCUGCAUCGCGAAAGCACAUGGUCCGGCAUAUCUCCUUUCACGAGAGAAAUACGCCGCAGACUAUGGUGGCACCUAGUUGAGCUAGACAUCCGUGGCCUAGAAGACCGAGGUUCUGAUCCAUUCAUUCUCGAGUCGUCUUUCAAUACCAUGUUACCCCUGAACAUCAACGACGACGACAUGGAUACCGGAAGUAUGGAACCGAUAGUAGAAAGAAAGGAGUUCACAGAGAUGACCAAGUGUCAUGUAUCACAUGUCGUGUGGGAAUAUGCGGUCCGCCUUGGCUACACACCACUAGGACGAGACCCCGAGAAUGCUCCCAUUGUACCUCCCAUUGAGACAAAUAUCAAAAAAAUACAAGAGCUCGAGACGAAACUUGAGAAGGACGUGCUCAUCCAUUGUGACCUCGCUGGUCCUAUCGGUUGGGUAACAUCUGUGGUAAUUCGACUGAUCGGCUCGCGAUUGCGCCUUGCUGUUUAUCACCCUCCCUUGACCGACAUGCGUGGCAUGGUCCAGCAAUACGUCUCUAGGGAGCUUGUUUUGAAAACAGCCGUCCAAAAUCUCGAGUACAGCCACCUUCUCUGUACUGAGCCGGCUGCUGCUCAGUGGAGGUGGUAUUUCAAUACUCGAGUCCAGUGGCACGCUCUAGGAGCUACUUUGGCGGAGCUUUGUAUUCAAGACAAAGGUCCGUUGGUGGAGAGAGCCUGGAAAGUCGUGGAUGUGGUCUUCGAUGACUGGGCCGAGCACAUUGCUGACUCCAGAAAGGGGAUGCUCUGGCGCCCAAUCAAGAAGCUGAUGAGCAAAGCCCAGGCCAAGAGAGCCGAAUCUAGCAUGAAGAGCAUGUCGAUAACAUCGCAACAGUCUCUGCCGCAAUUUACGGUUCCAGCAUAUGGUCAUUUUUACGAUCCUGACUCUAGCACUCCAGCGAAGUCGUUUCCGCAAGAUUUGACGUCAGGGGUAGGCAUGGCAAGUUUCCCAAACCAAGCUCUGGAUCUAGACCAACAGCUUUCACCGGAUACGUUAGAAUCGUGGAAUGUCAACGAGACCGCGAGUACCAUCAACUGGGCAGAAUGGGACGAGUUUAUGCAAGACUUUGAGAUGGCUGAACAACCGCCUGUGGACGUCAAUGCCAUGCAGCAGGAUGCGAGUCAUCUUGGUGUGUGGUGGUGA
Messenger RNA from Letharia columbiana, 2202 nucleotides. RefSeq lists its product as uncharacterized. Gene Ontology annotation, biological process: regulation of DNA-templated transcription; DNA-templated transcription. Bases 1 to 2202 code for a protein of 733 amino acids. The record is from RefSeq and is a predicted model, not a curated record. Gene Ontology annotation, molecular function: DNA binding; zinc ion binding; DNA-binding transcription factor activity, RNA polymerase II-specific. The transcript is spliced from 3 exons. NCBI's taxonomy places the organism in Eukaryota, Fungi, Ascomycota, Lecanoromycetes, Lecanorales, Parmeliaceae.